GGCGUUCAUUGUCGGCACUAAGGGCACCAUAAAGGUUCACUGCCCAAUGAAGUGCCCCGAAGUCAUGGAGGGUCCGUGGGGUAAAUCAAUACACCCGCUGCCGAAGAAUUCCUUGACAUUCAACUCAAACAACAGCGAGGGAAUGAUGUACGAGGCGGCGGAGGUGCGCAGGUGCCUCAACGAAGGUCUGCUGGAGAGUCCCGGGAUGCCCCACGCAGAGUCCAUCACGGUGGCGGAGGUCAUGGAGCAAAUUCGGACCCAGAUGGGGACUGUGUAUCCUCAGGACGCCAUGUAAACACUGCACGCCAACGCCACUGAGGGCAGACGGGGCUCCAGGCUGAGAGCUACGGAAUCUAUCUUUCUAUAAUGCGCUGCCAAUGACAAUAAAGAGAAUAUUCCGCA
Messenger RNA from Scylla paramamosain (green mud crab), 402 nucleotides. RefSeq names its product trans-1,2-dihydrobenzene-1,2-diol dehydrogenase-like. The coding region runs from base 47 to 295 and encodes 82 amino acids. The record is from RefSeq and is a predicted model, not a curated record. Lineage: Eukaryota; Metazoa; Arthropoda; Malacostraca; Decapoda; Portunidae. The transcript is spliced from 3 exons.